Molecule: messenger RNA, 2151 nt
Organism: Hipposideros armiger (great roundleaf bat)
Lineage: Eukaryota; Metazoa; Chordata; Mammalia; Chiroptera; Hipposideridae
Gene: LAT2
Product: linker for activation of T cells family member 2
Exons: 14
Coding region: 524-1324 (266 amino acids)
Biological process (GO): B cell receptor signaling pathway; B cell activation; calcium-mediated signaling
Cellular component (GO): plasma membrane
Source: RefSeq, a predicted model, not a curated record
CUCUGUGUAUGUUGUGUGUGUGUUUCCCUUCCUCAUCCUCUCCCCACCUGUAUCUCUUUCUCGGGCUCUGUCUCUCUCUCUGGUUCUCUGUGUCUCUGGGUAUCUGUGUGUGUGUGUGUGUGUGUGUUCAGUGUGGGUGUGUAUUUCUAUGUUUAGGUCUGUUCGUGUGUGCUUCUGCAUGUCUUCCUACCCCCUCACUGCCUGUGUGUGUCCGUGUGAACAUCCCCAUUUCAUUCUGUCUUCCUGUCCUUGUGUGCCUGCUUCUCCCUGUGACUCGUGUGUGUGUGUGUGUGUGUGUGUGUGUGUGUGUGUGUCUCCGCCUGUUCACAGCAGAGCCUGUCCGGCAGGGCAGCGGAUGUGUGAGGGAUGAUUCAGUGGCUGACAGGAAGCCCGCCGUCUUGCCUGCUGCCCUGACAUACAGUGUUUGCAGCAUUAGCGUCAGCUCGGGCAGGUGUGUGGGCUCAGGAUGAGGUGGUUGCCGUGAACAGCCCCCGACUCUCAGGAAGAGUGGCCAGAAGUGGACAUGGGUGCGGAGACCGAGCUGCUAUGGCCGGGAGCAGCCCUGCUGCUGCUGCUGGGAGUGGUGGCCAGCCUGUGUGUGCGGUGCUCCCGCCCAGGUGCAAAGCGGUCUGAGAAAAUCUAUGAGCAGAGGAAUCUGCACGAGAAUCAACAGAGCUUUACAGUGGCCCGGACCUAUUCCUUGGCUGGGCAGGCCUGGCCUGGGGCCUCGAUGGACACAGCCUCUGACAUGGCGUCAGCAAGGAAGGAUAAGCUGCUUCAGUUCUCCCCCAACCUCGAGGAUUCUGCAUCUCCCAGGUACCAGAACUUCAGCAGAGGAAGCAGACACGGAUCAGAUGCAGCCUACAUAUGGUCAUGGCUUCGUGGACCGGGGACAGGGACAGGGACAGGGACCUGCUCUGGGAAGGGGCUAUCUGGAGGGACUCAUCCUGCAUCACCCAGUCAGAGACAAGUCACAGGGGCAUCUGGAACGCCAGAGAGGAAGGGCCCUGAGAUGUCUCAUCUUACAGAAGGGCAAACUGAAACCCAGGGCAAUACCCCAUCCCCAUGGACUAUUACAACUGGGGGCAGUUCCGGAAGCCCAAGGAAGCAGAUGACGAUGAUGCUAAUUCCUAUGAAAACGUGCUCAUCUGCAAGCAGGAGCUGCCCGAGUCAGGCGAUGAGGAAUCUGAGGAUUAUCAGAACUCGGCUUCCAUCCAGCAGUGGCGAGAAUCUAAGAGGGCCGUGGAGCCAGUCCAGAGAGAAGCACCUUCCUCCCCUGCAAGAAGCCCAGAUGAGGACGACGACGGGGAGCCUGAUUACGUGAACGGGGACGUGCCGGCUACAGAAUGCUAGGGCAGACCUGGGAGAAGAGCCAAGGAAUCCCACGCUCACUGGACAAUUUACUGCCUCUCAACAGUCACUUCUCCAGAGCUGCUGGACAUCUGGGGCCAGUCAUGGUUUCUACUCGGAAGUGCACCAUGUCCCAAGGACCAUCCCUCGGGCCAUGGGGGAUCUGGCCUGGGAAAGGGGUUACACAUGGAAUCAGCUCCCCCCUGGGGCAGGACAAGAGCCUGGUGCCAAGGGCAGCUCAGCUCCUGCAGUGAUUGGAUGCCCAGCACUCAGGGCAAGUCACACCCCCAUCCCCACAUCUCAAACAUCCCGCAACACUGGUGUUUGUGUCCUUUUUUCCCUUCGGAUUUGGAUCCCAAAUUGCUUACUGUCAGUUGCUGGGAUAUUUUUUGUGAUCGAUAAACUUGUACAGUUAAUUUAUAUAGGUGGAGCCAUGUUUAAUAUUCUACAUUCCAGGGUAGAGAUUUUGUCUUUCUCCUACAAGCAUUACAUGUACUUAAUUUCAGCAAUUUAGGGGGAGCCCUGGUGCUCCUUUCUUUGGGUUUGUUCAGAGGAAGAGCUUCGGUUAGUCAUCUUCAUGCCCCUUCAGUGGGCAUGUCUGCUGUGGACAGUGUCACCGUCCUGCAGAGGGGGAGGCAGGGCGGAGAGCGGAGCCCCUCCUCUGCUCCAGACUGGCCUUGGCUCAGCUAUUAGGCAGCAGGACUAUCUCAGGGGAAGGGCCGGGACCUUGACUCAGAAAAGCCAGCCAGAGUAACAAAAUGCCUCCUCCAAUCAAAUCGUCUUAAUAAAACUUUAAGAGCA